This is a messenger RNA of Lachnellula hyalina, 1653 nucleotides long. Its product is annotated as Lactose permease. Gene Ontology annotation, molecular function: carbohydrate:proton symporter activity. Gene Ontology annotation, biological process: transmembrane transport; carbohydrate transport. Gene Ontology annotation, cellular component: membrane. The transcript has 5 exons. The annotation marks the transcript as partial. The record is from RefSeq and is a predicted model, not a curated record. Lineage: Eukaryota; Fungi; Ascomycota; Leotiomycetes; Helotiales; Lachnaceae.
CCAGUCCAAGAGAAUGAGCUCAAGAAGAGCAUUACUGUCGCCAGCAUUCCGGUCGAGAAAUCUGUUACGCUGGAUGCGAUCAAGGAAAUUGAUGAGGAGGUCCAGUAUGCUAUUGCCAAACAUGAAUCUUAUCUCAACCCCUGGUGCAAAGAGUCGCUUCUGCUGUAUCUCUGCCUGCUCGUAUCAUUCCUAAAUGCCACCUCGAGCGGUUUCGAUGGUAGUUUGAUGGGUUCCAUCAAUGCAGAUCCACAGUACAAGUCCUUUUUCAAACUCAAAGAAACUGGAAGCGCAACAGGUCUCGUCUUCGUCCUCUACAAUGCCGCCUCGACCAUCGGAUGCGCGUUUGGUGGUCCGAUUAUGGACUAUUUUGGACGGAGGAGAGGUAUGCAAUCAGGGUGUGCUUUUACAUUAGCUGGCGCGGCGUUGGCAGCUGGUGCGCAAACUCUUAGUCAAUUCAAAGCCUCUCGGUUCUUGCUCGGCUUUGGUAUUAUCCUCCAGACGCUGUCGGCUCCUGUCUACGUGACGGAAAUAAUCCCACCGCAGUGGCGAGGCAGACUGGGCGGGUAUUACAAUUCGUUCUACUUUACGGGUUCCAUCACGGCAACAGGAGUUGUCUACGCUACUUCUCAGUAUUCCGAUACGUGGGCGUGGAGACUUCCACUUUUGCUGCAGGUUGGUCCUCCAGUGCUCGUCUUUGUGGGCUGUUUCUUCAUCCCUGAAUCACCGAGAUGGCUGGCUUCUCGAGAUCGUAUGGAUGAAGCGGCUACUAUUAUAUACAAGUAUCACGGCGGACCUGACAAUGAAGUCGCUAAGCUUGAAGUCAGGGAGGUGGCUCUGCAUGUCAAGCUUAGUAAGCCACAGACACCGUGGGAGUACAUUCGAGGCUUGUGGGAUUAUAGGGAGUUGUUCAAUUCACACCCUGCGCGUUGGAGGACUGGGAUGAUUACGUUGAUUACUUUGGCUUCGAGUCUGUCUGGGAACUCUAUUUUGACGUUUUUCCUACCUACUAUGCUAGCUUCUGUCGGCGUUAAGACCGUCCGGAGGAAACUACUACUCACCUUCGCUUCCUCGAUCGUAUCCUGCUCGGGUGCAGUAAUCGGUUCCGCCACAAACGAUUGGAUCGGACGACGAACACGCUUCGUCUGGGGAUCCUUCUCCCUAGCAAGCGCUCUAGCCCUCGUCGCCGGCAUGUCCUCACAAGUAGCAAGCGCCACAACAGCGGGUGACACGCCCUCAAAGGCCAUCUCUAGCGUCGGCAUCUUCUCCAUCUUCCUCUUCGGCUGGAUCUUCAGCUUCGUGUAUACACCGAAUCAAUCGCUGUAUUGUACUGAAGUGCUGAACCAGGAGAUCAGGGCAAAGGGCAUCAGUCUGCAUGCGUUGGAGAGUAAUCUCGCCACGAUAUUCUUUACCUAUACUACUAGCAUUGCGCUUGGAGAUAUCAGUUGGAAAUAUUAUUUCGUCUGGAUCGCAGUAGAUUUCGUAGCCGGCAUACUAUGGUUCUUCUUCGGCGUCGAAACAUGUAACCGCACAAUCGAAGAGCUGGAUUCUUGUUUCGAGGCACAGUUCCCGCCGAGAGCGAGUUGGAAACGCACGAAGAUUGUUAAGGGUGAGAAUAAUGAGUUGGGAGUUGAAAUCGAGGGUGUUAAGGUGUGA